Messenger RNA from Aspergillus welwitschiae, 1163 nucleotides. RefSeq names its product alpha/beta hydrolase. The coding region runs from base 120 to 1016 and encodes 298 amino acids. Lineage: Eukaryota; Fungi; Ascomycota; Eurotiomycetes; Eurotiales; Aspergillaceae. Gene Ontology annotation, cellular component: mitochondrion. The record is from RefSeq and is a predicted model, not a curated record. The transcript is spliced from 6 exons.
CGAUCCAGUAACUGACUGGUUAACUACUGCUAGGGAUAGAUUGUAAACCGCAUUUUCUAGUUGAUGCAAUCAGCAUUCUUUAAUCUUUAUAUAAACCAGUCGGGAUCAUAUUUUCCUCAAUGUUGCACUCAAAACAUCUCUGCCGGCAAUUCCAUACCGCGGCACGACGGGUCCCAUUGGCUUAUGAACUCCAUCGACCACCUACCAGCAACAGUCCCACGAGCCAUAAUCCGACUUCAAGCACGCCAAUUCUCUUCUUGCAUGGGUUUCUAGGCUCGAAGCGUGAGAACAGACAUGUUAGCAGACUGCUCGCUAAAGAUCUCUUCCGGCCUGUAUAUGCUCUGGACAUGCGCAACCAUGGCGAAUCCGGUCAUCAUCCAAAACACGACUACAUGGAGAUGGCACUGGACGUAAAAUUUUUCAUUGAAAGACACCAGCUUCGGGCACCGACUAUCAUUGGCCACUCUAUGGGCGCCAAAACAGCAUUAACACUAGCUUUAGAAUCCCCGACCCUAAUCAAGGACGUAGUGGCCAUCGAUAAUUGCCCAAUCCGCUUACCACUGGAGUCAGAUUUUGUCCGAUAUUUGGAAGGAUUGGCAAGACUGAGAGACGAACGGAUCACGGACCAUUUGCAAGCUGAUAAAAUCUUGACUCAAUAUGAAAAGUCUCCUGCUAUACGGGCUUGGCUCAUUAGCAACCUUCACAAGAAGCCAGAUACACCUUUCCUCCAGCUUCGUGUGCCCGUCGAAACCUUGAGCACAGCCAUAAGGCCUCUUGGCGAAUUUCCUUAUCGUGUGGGCGAGGAGAGUCAAGCCAUUAGGCAAUUCAAUGGUCGCGUCCUCUUCCUGAGAGCUCUUCAGAGCAACUUUAUUCCUGAGUCAGCGCUACCGCUGAUAAAUUCCUUCUUUCCGUCUUCUGAGAUCGUGGAUAUUGACUGCGGUCAUUGGAUUGUUCAGGAGAAGACCGAGGAAUUCCGUAAGAUUGUUGGGAGAUUUCUUCUAGCGCAGAGGGAUUAGCUCGGUCCGCUUUCUAUUUGUAUAAGAGGUGCUUCUUUGUGAUUGUUGUCACUCAUACGAAUCUCCCUGUAUGCUAUUACGGUAGGUAAUUCAUAGGGCUAUUACCUUGCACCUUUUAUACUAUUUUAAAUGGACUAGCAAGUGGCG